CACCGCGCGGCGUAUACAAAAACCCCCACACCCGCACCCCACACGUCAAACAACUUCUCCCCUCACCACUAGCCAAAACAAAACUCACCUCCCACUGCAGUACCGCCAAGCAACCCCCAAAAUGACAAGCCCCGAAGAAACCCACCGCGCGACCUCCCUCCAACACGCCCAAGACCAAGCCCUCAGCCUCUUCGCAGCCAUCGAACCCCUCAUCGUGCCCGGCAUCACCGAAAAAGCCCUCAGCGACAGCAUCCACCGCCUAGGGGCCGAGCACCACAACGUGCGCACACACUGGCACAAGCGCCUCGUGCGCAGCGGGCCGAACACCCUACGGCCCUUCGCGGACAACCCACCCGACCGAAUCCUCCUCCCCGACGACAUCCUCGUCAUCGACCUAGGCCCAGUCUUCGAAGAAUGGGAGGCGGAUUUCGGCCGCACCUACGUGUUGGGCAACGACCCCGCUAAGCUAGCGCUCCGCGAUGCCCUCGAAGGGAUCUGGGUAUCCGUGAAGGCGGAGUUCGAUCGGCGGCCCGACAUCACGGGGGCGGAGCUGUAUGCGAUUGCCAGCCAGACAGUCCAGAAGGCCGGGGCGCGCGAGGGCCGGAGGUGGGCGUUUGGGGCGGAGAUCGCGGGCCACCUCGUCGGCAGCUUUCCGCAUGAGCGCAUCCCGAAUGAUCGCGUUAGUUUGUAUAUCACCCCGGGGAAUGGGGAGCGGAUGCGCGGGAAGGGGAAGGGCGGGUGGGAGAGGCAUUGGAUUCUGGAGAUUCAUGUGCAUGAUACGGAGCGCGGGUUUGGGGGAUUUUGUGAGCGGUUGUUGACGGUUGGUUGA
This is a messenger RNA of Aspergillus uvarum CBS 121591, 829 nucleotides long. Its product is annotated as M24 family metallopeptidase. Bases 122 to 829 code for a protein of 235 amino acids. The record is from RefSeq and is a predicted model, not a curated record. The transcript has a single exon. NCBI's taxonomy places the organism in Eukaryota, Fungi, Ascomycota, Eurotiomycetes, Eurotiales, Aspergillaceae.